AUGGGCCUGAUGGGCCGCCGCCUGACCAGCUACAGGGAGUGCACCCGCGAUGCAGAGUGGCAGCUCUACCUGCUGACCCUGGUGACCAACAUGGGAGACCUAGAGGCCAUCGCCGAGUGCACCAGCGGCGACGCGGCUUGCCUGAGGGCACCGGCAGAGCUGGAAUGCAUGGAGCUUGCUGAGCUGGGGCGCAGCCUCCCAGACCUGAAGCCCAGCCGUCAGUGGCUGGGCCUGGACUUCACAUGCACCACACUCCUGGUAGGCGAGACAGGGCCAGGGGUAUUUCCGAUGUGGAAAAGGUACUUGUUUGCAACCGGUGGCAUGCUCCGCCAUGCUGGCACCAUCGCUGCUUGA
Auxenochlorella protothecoides is the source of this 354-nucleotide messenger RNA. RefSeq lists its product as hypothetical. The transcript is spliced from 3 exons. Lineage: Eukaryota; Viridiplantae; Chlorophyta; Trebouxiophyceae; Chlorellales; Chlorellaceae. The coding region runs from base 1 to 354 and encodes 117 amino acids. The record is from RefSeq and is a predicted model, not a curated record.